ACAAACAUGGCGGCGGCGGGAGGCGGGAGCGGCGCGGGGCGGCGGCGGAGACACCAACAAAUGGAACACAAAUUAACUUAAGCCUACAGGAGGCUGGUGACACCUGGAACAGGGGAGGAAAAGUGGAGAAGCUGUGCUCUGUGCUUUUUAUCUGACGUGUUGAGGUUCAUUUUGGAGCAUGUUUGCUACUUAGCAGGAACUAAAAUUCAGGCACGAGAGGUUGUAAAUGAAAGAGCCAAUAUGGGGGAAAAGAAGGCAGAACCGUUGGAUUUUGUGAAAGAUUUUCAGGAAUAUCUGACCCAGCAGACUCACCAUGUCAAUAUGAUUUCUGGAUCGGUUACUGGUGACAAGGAAGUAGAGACUCUCCAGGGAGCUGGGACAGAAGGUGAUCAGAAUGGUCUGGAUCAUCCUUCUGUCGAAGUUUCACUGGAUGAAAACUCAGGAAUGUUGGUGGAUGGGUUUGAAAGGACUUUUGACGGGAAGUUGAAGUGUCGGUACUGUAACUAUGCCAGCAAAGGAACAGCACGGCUCAUCGAGCACAUCAGGAUUCACACAGGGGAGAAGCCACACAGGUGCCACCUGUGUCCCUUUGCCUCGGCCUACGAGCGUCACCUGGAGGCUCACAUGCGCUCCCACACCGGGGAGAAGCCCUACAAGUGCGAGCUGUGCUCCUUCCGCUGCAGCGACCGCAGCAACCUGUCCCACCACCGCCGGCGCAAGCACAAGAUGGUGCCCAUCAAGGGCACCAGGUCUUCCCUGAGCAGCAAGAAGAUGUGGGGGGUUCUGCAGAAGAAGACCAGCAAUUUGAGCUACAGCAGAAGAGCGUUAAUUAAUCUGAGUCCGCCGUCCAUGGUGGUGCAGAAACCAGACUACCUUAAUGAUUUCACCCACGAGAUCCCCAAUAUCCAGACUGAGGCCUACGAGGGCAUGGCAAAAACCGCUCCGAGCGGUGGCUUGCCGAGAGAUCCACAAGACCUCAUGGUGGAUAAUCCUUUAAACCAGCUCUCCACGUUAGCAGGACAGUUGUCCAGUUUGCCACCUGAAAACCAAAACCCAGCCUCUCCUGACGUCGUUUCCUGUCAAGAUGAAAAGCCUUUCAUGAUACAGCAGCCUGCUGCGCCUGCAGGAGUUUCAGCUGUGUCAGCAAAUAUUCCUCAGAAUUCCUCUCCAACCAGCCCUGAUUCCCGGCCUGCACACAACCAGAGGAACUAUAGUCCCGUGGCAGGGCCCAGCAGUGACCGCAGUGCCCACACCAGUACUCCCAGUAUCAGCAACAGCCAGCCCAGCACUCCAGCUCCAACCCUGCCAGUGCAGGACCCCCAGCUCCUGCACCACUGCCCACACUGUGACAUGUACUUUGCAGACAAUAUCCUUUACACCAUCCACAUGGGAUGCCAUGGAUUUGAAAAUCCUUUCCAGUGUAACAUUUGUGGGUGUAAGUGUAAAAACAAGUACGACUUCGCUUGCCACUUUGCAAGAGGCCAACAUAAUCAACAUUGACUGAGAACAUGCUUUUGUUUAGUUUUCUAACAUAUUACAGUCUGUUUUUCAUACUUGCUGAUGGAAAGCUUGCACAUUCCCAUAAGGAAUCUUCACAUUAAUCAAUUGGACAAAGGAGGCAAAUUGAUUUCUUGUAAAAACUUGCCAGGGAAAUUUUGUAUCAGAUUCAGUUGCUGUUUUAUAUGUAGCCUUUCAAAAAAAGCCAAGAGUGCUGUAAGGGUUGGAAUGCAUUUACAUGCUGUGGUUGCUAAAUUUAAGUUGCUUGCACUUAAUCCCAAUAAACAUUCUGCAAGUGGAGAAGCAGAGCGUGUGUCCUGAGCCGUAGGAUGUAAUUCCCAGAUUGUUUACUAGGCAAGACAAGAUAGAUUAUCCAUAAAAUAUGAAAUGUCAGUGCAAUGACACAUCAUGUAGAGACAGGACAAAGAGAAAUGGCUUCAUGGUGCCAGAGGGCAGGGACAGAUGGGAUAGUGGGAAGGAAUUCCUCCCUGUGAGGGUGGCAGGCCCUGGCACAGGGUGCCCAGAGCAGCUGGGGCUGCCCCUGGAUCCCUGGCAGUGCCCAAGGCCAGGCUGGACAGGGCUUGGAGCAAUUUGUGAUAGUAGAAGGUGUCCCUCCUUUAAGGUCCCUUCCAACCCCAACCAUUCUUUGACUUUGGAGAAAUCCUUAAAAACGUGGCUGCUCAAACAAACAGAAGCAAUUUUCACAAAUUCAAUCUGAUGUAGAAGUUACUUUAAUCUGGUGAAGGUUAAUAAUAGGUUUUUGUUUAGUAUAGUCUAAACUCUUCGUGCUAGGACUCAAACACUAAUUUAACUAUUAGCACAAAACUAGAAGAUAACAGGUUAUUGUGAAUAAAACUAUGGUAGGAAAAAGAAAGAGCUAAAAGCCUGUCAUUCAUGAGUUAUUGGAAACAAAAAAAGUAAGAUACCUUAUUUUACCUACACUCUACAAAAUUUUCCAUGUCAUUGUUUUUCAGAGGAGGCAAUUUUUAGAGACAUAAUGAAGAGCCUGUAGAACUAAUAUAUACUCUGUGAGAUUUCUCACUGCCUUAAACUGAGUUGUACAGAUAUUUAAAAUUUGCACAAUUAGACUUCUGUCCUGCUGAUAGAAGUUCUGAUAGAAACAAACAAGAAGUUUACAAAUCAAACUCCUUUUUUCAGUUUUCUGUUGGGCCAGGCUACAACUGAGAGGUUACCUGUGUUUUUGAGAGUUGUAUAAUCCAGUUUAUUGUAAAUUUCAGCUGACUUGGAGGCCUGGUUUGUCCCCUCUCCCAGGUCUGAUGUCCUUUGGGUGUGCUGGGAAUAAGGGGAAAGGCUUUUUCUGGACUCCAUGUAGGAUGCAGAGGAAAACUGACUGACUACACUGAAGUUGUUUUUAGGAAUUGUGACUGAAGUUGUUUAUUUUGUUUCAUAGUGUACACUCAUCUUUAGAAGCCCUCAGGCUAAAGGACAGGCACUUUAACAUAUAAACCUGAAUAAAACAUCUAAUUAAAAUGAAUAAUGACUUUAUGUGCUAUAUAAGAAUUUGAGACAUUAAAAAUAAAGGAAGAACUGUUACUUUUCCCUAUUUAGACAUGGACUUCGACCUUGGUUUGUCCUACUUGAGACAAAUUAAAGCUUCCCUUAUAUAUUUCCCUUUUCCUAUCAGCAAACCAUGUUUUGUUAAAAGCAAGAUUUUAUUAAUGUUCCACAAGUCAGAGGUUGGAAUCUCAAUAGGAAAUGUUUGGCUUCUUCAAUUUAUAUUUUUAUGCUAAAACUUCCUGAAACCAAUGGAAAAACUUGCAGCAAUCAGGGUGAGAUCAACGCAGGAAAACCACUUGUGUCAGAAUUUUAGCUGUAGAAGUAAUUUUGACUUUAAUUAAAUAGAAAUUGGGAUACCAGCCGUGUUUCUGUCUGCCUGACUGACCUGCUGUUGAAGUUCUCUGCUUGAGGAGCUGGGUUCUUUCUUGGCUGUGCAGUCUUGAAGUAAUGAGGUCAGAAAUCUGCCACUGGAGUGGUUCCAGUGUAGCGAAGAUGAACAAUAACACUGUCAUCCCUAAAAACUGUUUUGUCUUCAGGCCUGGUUCAGAAUUCGUUUUGCUGGACUUUUAGGACAGAAUGUAAUUUGCAUUUUUCAUCAGGAACCUGUAAUUCCAAAAAAAAUUCAUUGUUGCUUCAUACUUUUUAUAUUUAUCAGUAAAGCUGCAAGUCUGUGUGUGUAGACAUCCUUUAUUUUGAGGAGUGAAAGCUGACUGAACUGGAAUCCAGUUAGAAGUUACUGCUCCUGGACAGGUUUUGGAAUCAAAAUUUUUUCCAGUCAAGGAGGGCAGAAAUGGUGGCUCUCUUUGGAUCACACACUGAACAUUUCUACAGUUUAAAUCUGCCUCAAAUGUAGUGUUAGGGUAAGAGACAUUCCUCUUGAAGACUUUACAAUUAGUAAUUUAUGGAGGUGGUUUUCCUUGCCUUUUUGGGUAGAUGAUGCACUCUCCUAUUCCUAAUUUCUGGCAUUCCCAAGGAAACUUGUGGCUCCAGGGAGCAGCUUCCAGUGCUGAGUGGUCACAGCAGCCAAGGGCUCCUUGGCUGGUGGCUUUUUCCUUGCUGGUAUCACAGGGAGAGUCAUUUCCAUGUGCACAGAUGUGGUUUCUGUCCCCUGGGGCUUCUGCUGGCCGUGUUCACGUUGUCAGAGGCUUCUCUUUGUGUCAUGGCUCGGUGGUUUAGAGAAAUGACUCCUGAACCACAAUGGCCUUGAACAGAACCCAGGGCAGGUCACCAAAGGAGGAGCUGGGAGCAGGGGGAAGCCUGCAGGAUCUCGUGGACAAGGGGCCCUUGUUUAGGAGGGGAUCCCAUGGUAGGGAAUGGAACAGAGCUCAGUGUGAAAACAUCCAUCCCCAAGCCCUGCAGAUCAUUUGGAAGGAUUUUCCUGCUGCUGCCUGGACACCGUGGGUUCUGCUCUGGAGAGACUAAGGCAAAGAUUAGUUGGGACGUCUCUGAACAGUUAAGGAAUGAAAAAUCUCUUUUCCCUGUUUCCUUGGGCAAACUCCUCGUUGCAGGGGGUUCUGGGCAGCAGCAGCAGCGUUGGUGCUCUUCCCUCAGCUCUGCCCCCAGAGCCCUGGGGUGGAUCCCUGUGUCCUUCCCGGGGCUGGGACUGUUCCUGUCCAUGAUCACACCAUGUGUUCAGUUGUGCAAACACUGCCCUGACAUCGUUGUCUCCUGUCAACUGAGGAGCUUUGGAAGGUGUAUUUCCCUAUUUUUCACAAUUUAUACAUACUAUUGGCUACAAUCUAAAGUCCAGAGCUGGUACUGGCAAAUUCUCUCCGAGUGUGAUCCCUCGCACAAGCAGGCCUUAGCCAGAGUCAGUGAGGGAGACUUGUCCUGGACUCUGGGACUGAGUCCUCAGUUAAAAGAACUUUUCAUAUUGAGUCCUCCCUGUCCUACUCUGCACUCACUCGUUUUGGUGGUUUUUUAAAAAACCCAAAUCCUCUCAUUCUAAGGUAAUGGGUGAUUAGCAUUUUAACUGUUAUUAAUGGAAAUUUGGAAAGGAGAUUGAAUUUUUCAAAUUUUUCAGUUCUGUCGAAUUCUGUAGUUACAAAACAUGAACUUUGUGGGGGUUUUGUUUUUAUUGUCACAGCUUAUUUUAUAGCUUUGUGGACAUUUCUAACAUGCACCAUUUAUAGCACUCCUGGUACACACAGUUUUGAGACUGAAUAUUCCAAUGACCAUUUGAAUAUUUGAACAUCUUCAUUAUCUCAGUUAAUAUUCAACUGUGGAGGAGGCAAUAGGAAAAAUAUUUGUUUUUUCACAGACACAUGAUUAGACGAUUUAGACAUAAAAUGUUGAUUGGCUUUUUAAUAUACAACUCAGUGCUGGGACACUUUCCAGCACUGUUUUCCAGCCAAAUAAUCUGUUACUGUUUGUUUUGUUCCAGAAUGUUUUGGGGGUUUGCUUUUUGUUUCUUUUCGACAAAGGGAAUGUAAUUUAGAAGUUUUCACUGGCAAGUUUUCUAAUAAUUUUAAGCUUGUUUGAAAAUCUACAGCAAACGAUGUUCUGCUGCAGGAAAUCUCUCUCCUGCUAAAGCAUUUUUCAUUGAGCAAUCUUUGUGUAUGUGCUUCUAAGUACCUACUUUGUUAAUAAUAUGUAAUUCAGUGUAAAGAGCAGAUUUUAUGCAAAAAAAUGACACCUGUUAAGAGUUGUAAAAUAAAUUUUAAUGUUAGUGAACGUUUCUGAGAUGACAAGGUUAAUUCUGAAAUAACUCUGUCUCGUGUAGUUCAUGUUGUGAAGCUUUGCUUUUGUAAGAUAUGAAUAAAAUAACACUUUCUAAUUA
This is a messenger RNA of Motacilla alba alba, 5794 nucleotides long. RefSeq names its product IKAROS family zinc finger 5 (gene IKZF5). Gene Ontology annotation, biological process: regulation of transcription by RNA polymerase II. The transcript is spliced from 6 exons. NCBI's taxonomy places the organism in Eukaryota, Metazoa, Chordata, Aves, Passeriformes, Motacillidae. The record is from RefSeq and is a predicted model, not a curated record. Gene Ontology annotation, molecular function: RNA polymerase II cis-regulatory region sequence-specific DNA binding; DNA-binding transcription factor activity. Bases 241 to 1500 code for a protein of 419 amino acids.